Molecule: messenger RNA, 1134 nt
Organism: Exophiala xenobiotica
Lineage: Eukaryota; Fungi; Ascomycota; Eurotiomycetes; Chaetothyriales; Herpotrichiellaceae
Exons: 2
Coding region: 1-1134 (377 amino acids)
Biological process (GO): intracellular signal transduction; protein phosphorylation
Molecular function (GO): ATP binding; protein serine/threonine kinase activity
Source: RefSeq, a predicted model, not a curated record
AUGGUGAUUGCUACGAAAAAACCAGAUAUUGACUUGCCAAGGGUUAUCCGCGGCGCAAGAUCAUCCUCUUCCUUCUCAGCAUCGGCAGAGAAUCAAGGCCGUGAGAUAUAUGAGAGGCUCGGAAAGGCUGUUGGAACAGGGGCCAAGGGUACGGUCGGCCUCUGGCGGUGCAAGUUGGGGGGCCAGCUGGUGGCUGUAAAGAUUUUUCACAACCCUUUGCCUUUUGAGGCUAAGUCUCGUUAUGACAAGGAAGUUCUUGCGGAGUAUAACAUAGGGAAAACCCUCAACCAUGGCAACAUUGUUGGUGUUCUUGAGCUCUUACAGGUUCAAGGUCGAUGGUUGCAAGUGAUGGAAUAUGUGCCCUUCGACCUCUUUGCCACGGUUGCGAGCAGAACCAUGUCAUUGGAAGAAAACAGCUGCAUCUUUCGACAAAUUGUCGCAGGGAUUGAGUACAUGCAUGCCAAGGGGGUCGCUCACCGUGACAUCAAACUCGACAACUUCCGCCUGGAUCAGCAUGGCAUUGUUAAAAUCAUCGACUUUGGCACUGCAGUGCACUGGAAGAGUCACGUCCUCCGAUGCGUGGAUGGCCGGGAGGUCAUCGGCAGCGAUCCAUAUAUUGCCCCUGAGGUAUUCUCCCCGUCCAUCGUUUCCUACGAUGCAAAAGCAUUGGACGUCUGGUCCAUAGCCAUUAUUUUCUGUACAAUGCUUAGGGGUCGUUUCCCAUGGGCUGUAGCACGACCAGAAAACACUGCUUUCGGAUGGUUCUGCCAAAGAUUACUGGAAAAAGCACCAAUGAAGCAACCGAGUGAUGAGUCGCAGAUCAAUCAGACUACGUUUGUCAGGAACGACGGCGAGGUGGCAUCUGACAGCACAGAUAACAACAAGGUGUUGAAACAUGCGUCAGAGGUCUCGAACUUCUCCCGAGUAGUUGUCCAACAGCCUGAACAUUGGAGUUAUCUUCCAGCCAGAUGCCAUAAUGUUAUAGGAGGAAUGCUGGAGAUCAGCCCAAGUCACCGUUUCAAGAUUCAGAUGGUGCUACAAGACUCGUGGGUGCAGGAGAUACCAUUCUGCUAUGAAAGAGAAAGUGGAAAACCCGUUGUCUCGGGACAGCACGAGCACCACUUGCGCGAGUAG